This is a messenger RNA of Nelumbo nucifera (sacred lotus), 1407 nucleotides long. It is a transcript of the gene QPT, whose product is annotated as quinolinate phoshoribosyltransferase. Gene Ontology annotation, cellular component: cytoplasm. Gene Ontology annotation, biological process: quinolinate catabolic process; NAD+ biosynthetic process. Gene Ontology annotation, molecular function: nicotinate-nucleotide diphosphorylase (carboxylating) activity. The record is from RefSeq and is a predicted model, not a curated record. Lineage: Eukaryota; Viridiplantae; Streptophyta; Magnoliopsida; Proteales; Nelumbonaceae.
CAUGCCAGCAUUAUAAUAGUUCUCAUCCCGAAUCUAAAAAGAAAGACGAAAGACUCCGUGAACACGAAACUCACGCUCCGACUAGACCUGGAUAGAGCUUGAGCUUCGGACGGAGUUCAGACAAAGGCUAUGUUCGCGAGUCAAUGUUCAGGCCCCAACUUCUCUGUCUCCCCCUCUCGCUGUUCAUUCCCGUCUUCGAGGUUUACUUCUCAUACCCGUUUCUUCGCACGAAUGUCAUCUGCAACUGGAGCCAAAAACCCUCCAGUUUCAUUGGAAUCAUUGGUCGUAAAGCCUCCUUCUCACCCUACUUACGAUCUGAAAGCGGUCAUCAAACUUGCCCUUUCCGAGGACGCCGGCGAUCUUGGGGAUGUGACCUGUAUGGCCACGGUUCCGCUUGACAUGGAAGUGGAAGCGCGUUUCCUUGCAAAGGAGGAUGGGAUCAUUGCUGGAAUUUCUCUUGCAGAGAUCAUAUUUGACGAGGUUGAUUCCUCGCUGAAGGUUGAGUGGUCUGUGAAGGAUGGAGAUUAUAUUCGCAAAGGAAUGCAGUUUGGCAAAGUAUAUGGAAGAGCACACAGCAUUGUUGUUGCUGAAAGAGUUGUUCUGAAUUUUAUGCAAAGGAUGAGUGGUAUAGCAACAUUAACCAAGGCAAUGGCAGAUGCUGCAAACCCUGCUUACAUUUUAGAGACAAGGAAAACUGCGCCAGGUUUACGUUUAGUGGAUAAGUGGGCGGUUUUGAUUGGUGGAGGGAAGAACCACAGGAUGGGCUUAUUUGAUAUGGUGAUGAUAAAGGAUAACCAUAUUUCAGUAUCUGGGGGUGUCAGAAAUGCCUUAAAAUCUGUAGACCUUUUUCUAGAGAAAAGAAAUCUUCAAAUGGGAGUUGAGAUUGAGACCAGGACACUUGAGGAAGUGAAGGAAGUAUUAGAUUAUGCAUCCCAGACCAAAACAUCCUUGACGCGGAUAAUGCUAGACAAUAUGGUUGUCCCUCUUCCUGAUGGAGAUGUGGAUGUAUCGAUGCUUAAAGAGGCUGUUGAGUUGAUAAAUGGAAGGUUUGAGACUGAGGCAUCAGGCAAUGUCACUCUUGAGACAGUGCACAAGAUUGGACAAACUGGAGUAACCUACAUUUCCAGUGGUGCAUUGACACAUUCAGUGAAAGCACUCGAUAUCUCCCUCAAAAUUGAUACUGAGCUUGCACUUGAAGUUGGAAGGCGUACAAAGAGAGCAUGAUAUUGUUUUUUUUUUUCUCUUUCCUUUCUUUUUUGAGCUUAUACGUUACUAUUGCGCUGAUUUCCAUGAGAAUUCUGCUGACUUUGUAUGGGCAACAGGGAGGAGGGAGCUUUUAGAAGCCAGCCUUCAACAUCUGUAAUAAUGUAAUAAUAUAGAAAAGGCCAUUACACAAAUUUGGUCACA